AUGACAGCUCUCGCGCGACAGAAUGUUCGAGUGAAGAAGGGGAUUGUGAAAGAAACAGGCAAAGCGCGAGAGAAGCGCAUUCAACAAGCCUUCACGAAGUAUGAUUCGACUAAAGAUGGCCAGCUCAACAUUGAGGAAUUGGCGAACGCCCUGAAGGUUUUGGGAAGCUUCUCCUCCGACGAAAUCCGACAUGUUCGUGAUGACUUGGACAAAAGCAAGGAUGGCAAGGUUUCGUACGAGGAGUUUCGCACCUGGAUUCAUUCAGGCAAAGGCAAAGAAGGGAGGAAGGAGGUCUUAAAAGCUAAGGCCAUCCUGGCUCCCAGUGACGGUGACGGUUUAGAAGCGGUCUUCUACAACUUCUGCGGACCAGGGCAUGCAGACCUGAGUGGUACGAACUUCCAUCGUCUCUGCAAGGACUGCCAUCUUCUAGAUGACAGGCUCGACAAUUCGGCUGUAGACUUGGUCUUUUCGGAUGCCCGCGUGAAGGACCACGCCGCGCGAAGUAUCGACUUUCUCCAGUUCGAAAUAGCGCUGGAACUUCUGGCAGAGCGAAAAGGUGUUAGCCGCCAAAGCCUCCGCUCGGCCGUUCUCUUGCAGGGGCAUCCAGAAUCGCACAACAAGCUCCAGACACACGAGGAGCCACUUGCAGAUGCUCAGAAGAAGAGGCGAAGCAGCUUUUCCGGCCUGGAUCCGGCAGGUGUGUCGGCAGUCCUGGAGAAGAAGAAGCCGACGCGCUGCAGCAGCCAGAAGCGUGUUGCAUCGCUGCUCAAGCUGCAUGAGACUCCUGGGCAAGAGUCCUGGAGGAGGGAUGUGGACAACAGCAAGCUGUGGAAAGUAUUUGGUCUGCACACACCAGCUGGCCGCAACUUGAAGAAGCUUUACGAAGCGCCCUGUGCUUUGCCACAGCCUUGCUCUCGCAAGCGGCACGAGCACAGCUGGUCGAGUCCUUUCCUAAUGAUGAGCUCCGAACAUAGCAGCAGUGUCAGCAGUCCGCUUCGGACGAGCCACGGUCGUCAACCGCCAAGGCAAGCAUGGUGA
Symbiodinium necroappetens is the source of this 1038-nucleotide messenger RNA. NCBI's taxonomy places the organism in Eukaryota, Dinophyceae, Suessiales, Symbiodiniaceae. The record is from the annotation of a GenBank genome assembly.